Musca domestica (house fly) is the source of this 1653-nucleotide messenger RNA. It is a transcript of the gene PGAP3, whose product is annotated as post-GPI attachment to proteins factor 3. Lineage: Eukaryota; Metazoa; Arthropoda; Insecta; Diptera; Muscidae. The transcript is spliced from 6 exons. Gene Ontology annotation, molecular function: hydrolase activity, acting on ester bonds. Gene Ontology annotation, cellular component: endoplasmic reticulum membrane. The coding region runs from base 154 to 1158 and encodes 334 amino acids. The record is from RefSeq and is a predicted model, not a curated record. Gene Ontology annotation, biological process: GPI anchor biosynthetic process.
GCCAUGUUGUAGUGAAAUUAAUAGCACAUAAUGGUGGUUGUUGUUGUUGUUUUUUCACACCGCCUCAAUUAAGUUGUUUUUUGAUGAAUUAGAAAGAUAAUGGGCAUUUAUAGAUUAUUAUUAGAAAAACAAAAGUGAAAUUAAUAGUGCAUAAUGUUAACAUUUAGAUAUUGUUUAUUUAUUGUCUGUUUUAUAAUAUUUAGUUCAUGUUUUACAUUAGUUUUAAGUUCGAACGGGGAUAGGACUUCAUUCUUCAACAAUUGCAUCCGCAACUGUGAGAGACAAAAUUGUUCUGCUGAUGGUUUGGAGAUCCAAGAACAGGCAGUGAAGUACUACCAACAAAGUUUCUUUGACAAACUUCUGCAAUGGACCUGUGCCGAUGAGUGCCAGUAUGGUUGUAUGUGGCGUACGGUAGAAGCAUUCCAGGAUAGGAAUUGGCCGGUGCCACAGUUUUAUGGAAAAUGGCCAUUUGUUCGUAUAUUUGGUCUCCAAGAACCAGCUUCGGUGCUGUUUUCAUUCUUCAAUUUGGUGGCACAUUUUCGUUGGCUUCGGAAAUUUCGCCGACAAGUAAGGCCAGAUAGUCCGUGCUAUAAAAUCUGGCAUCUGUUUUCAGCGGUUGCCAUAAAUGCCUGGAUAUGGUCCAUCGUUUUUCAUGCACGCGACAAUCCGCUAACUGAAUUGCUGGACUAUUCUUUUGCCUAUUCCAUGGUCCUUAUGACACUUUACUGUAUGGUUAUGAGAAUGUUAUACAAACAUUCAUGGCCAAUAAAGACUUUUAUAUCGCUGGCAUUUUUAUCAUUUUACAUUAAUUAUUUUGCCUACAUAACAAUGGGACGAUUUAGUUAUUCGCUGAAUAUGACAACAAAUAUUAUUACGGGUAUCCUUAGUGCACUGGGUUGGUUCCUUUGGUCAUUUCGUGUACGCAAACAGCGACCAUAUUAUCGCAAAAUUUUAGCCUUCUAUUUGCUGCUAGGCAUGAGUAUGAGUCUGGAGCUUUUAGAUUUCCCUCCGAUAUUUUGGAUAUUAGAUGCUCAUGCCUUGUGGCAUUUAUCUACGGUGUUCAUUAUGAAUCCCUUGUAUAGUUUUGCCAUUGAUGAUUGCAGACUUUUGCGUACGGAAAAGUACUAUGAAUUAGUUGGUUUUGAUAAAGACAUUUGAGAACCAAAGAAACAAAACAAAAAGAUAAUGUGAAACUAAUAGGAACAAAAAUAUUACAGUCGAGAUAUAUAUAGAUUAAAUAACUAGUCAAAUAAUAAAGUUUUAUUACAACUCUUUUUUUUUCCUCAUCAUCCUAAAAAAAUAUGUAAAUAUUUUUAUGUACCUGAUUUGAAAAGUGUUCGCUUUGAAAAUGUUACAUUCUAGACAACUUUUGAGAUAUAGCUUAGUGUUGUAUGGAGAUUUUCAUUAAAGUACGCCCCAUACUGAUUCAUGCAUUCUGAACGCAAAGUUUCUGCAAAUUAAAUAUUUGAUUUAAAACGCAAAAACAAGUUACUGCCUGAAUGAGUAAUCUCAAGAUAUAAGUAGUAACUAUAGUUUUAUUGCCAAGUUUUAGUUUAAUUCGCCAUCGACAUUUUUUAUAUACCUAUAUACAUUUUUAUAUGUAAAACAAAGAAAACAACUAAUUAAAGAUUUUUGUUUAUUCUUUUUAUUAAA